This is a messenger RNA of Acipenser ruthenus (sterlet), 2674 nucleotides long. Its product is annotated as homeobox protein CDX-2-like. Gene Ontology annotation, biological process: animal organ morphogenesis; embryo development; cell differentiation. Gene Ontology annotation, molecular function: DNA-binding transcription factor activity, RNA polymerase II-specific; RNA polymerase II transcription regulatory region sequence-specific DNA binding. NCBI's taxonomy places the organism in Eukaryota, Metazoa, Chordata, Actinopteri, Acipenseriformes, Acipenseridae. The record is from RefSeq and is a predicted model, not a curated record. Gene Ontology annotation, cellular component: nucleus. The transcript is spliced from 3 exons. Bases 426 to 1202 code for a protein of 258 amino acids.
CUCUCUUACACAAAUAAAACGCUUCCUGGAAUAAUCCGAACGAGCACAUUGGAACCUGUCUGUGUGCUCAAAGUGCAUCGCAUCGCAAAGGCAGGAGGAAGCACGGGAGCAAUACAAGCGCAAUAUCUACAAGUGCGCGCUUAUCUUUUUAAAUGCAAAUCUUUUAAAAUGCAAAUCCUUUUGAGGUGUGGGGGGAGUUAGAUUAAUAAACUGACGUCACCGGCCGUUGCUGCGCUCUCACUAAUAGCACCUUUGUAAACAAUCCUUCAUCAUGUGGGAUCCAGUCAAUUUGCCCUGAUCAUCAGAAGAAGAGAGUACUUGAAACGGGUCAUAAAGGAAACAAAAUAGGACCCUAAUGGACUAAAAAAGACCCUUCCUUGUGUGUUUCCUAAUAGUAUGCGUAUUGCGCCAUCCCCGUUGCCGCCAUGUACGUAAGCUACCUUUUGGAUAAAGAAGCAAGCAUGUACCCGAGUUCUGUUAGGCAUUCUGGACUGAAUCUUGGUGCUCAGAAUUUUGUCAGCCCGCCACAGUACCCGGAUUACGGGACCUAUCACGUCCCAGGAGUGAAUUUGGACAGUGCUACACAGCCGGCAGUCUCCUGGCAUUCCCCGUAUGGACCACCCCGCGAGGAAUGGAGUGCGUACGCGCCCGUGCCAACAAACGGGGCGCAUUCCAUCAAUGCGUCAGCGGGGACGCUUCCAUACUCCGCGGCCGAUUAUAACCCCGUCCAGCAUUCGGGUGGCGGGGUUAUCCAUGCCCUCAACACCAGCGCAGCUGAACACCAAGCCCCCAGCAGUCCGAGGCGCUCUUACGAAUGGAUAAAGAAGACCCCCCAGCCAGUCAUCACCGGUCCAGGUAAAACUAGAACAAAGGACAAGUACCGCGUUGUUUAUACAGACCACCAGAGGCUGGAACUGGAGAAAGAAUUCCACUACAGUCGGUACAUAACGAUUCGACGGAAAGCGGAGAUCUCAGGUACCCUGGGACUGACUGAAAGACAGGUGAAAAUCUGGUUUCAGAACAGAAGAGCCAAAGAAAGAAAGCUAACCAGGAAAAAAAAUCAGUCUGAACCCGGCUCAGUUCACAGCGGUUCCGACGGCCGCCCCAGUCCCCAGCCUGCAUUGGAACCCGCGCCUCUGCCGCACCAUGCGGGGAUUCGCUGCCCCAGCGCCGCGGUGUUAUCAGCGCUAGUACCGCAGUGAAAUAAUGCACCUGAAAUACAAAUCGAGCGCGGGUUUUAUCGAUGGCGUCCGUACAAUCGAGGUAUUUUGAAGAAGAAAAAAAACUGUGAAAAGGCUAUUUGCUGAGACACUUUUUAAAGAGAGAGAUAUAUCGUCUAAAUUUGCAGAGCUGGUAAAUGUAAAUGGUAAGACGCUCCUAGAAUGAACCCAUUCUUACGAACAGCACUCCACGAACACCUACGAAGACUUUCUGUUUACAGGACUGAACGAAAUCUAACCGAUUUGGGGAGUUCUCAAGGACGGAUAUUCUAUAAAUGUCAGAAAUAUUACUGUUUGUCUGUUUGUCUUUGAUCCUUUGUGUACAUCUACGCAGUCGGUCUACAUCUUGUCAAUACAAUUAUUAUUCGUUGAUUCUCAGGGAAGUGGAAAUAUUAUUUGUAAUGUAGAUCAUUUUUUAAAUUGUUUUUAAGUGGACACGCUUUGGCUACAUCCUACAUUCUGCUUCAUGAGAAAUAACACAUCGCUACAGGACGGCGAACGAGGACGCCCCUUUACCCGAGGCGCUGCGAAAACUUCAGCCAUGCAGCUGUGCUUUCUCUCGAAUCCGUACUGGUAAACCUACACAGUGGACCUCUAAAAGCUUAAGCAUUACACACAAAGAUUACGCAACAGAUUGUUAACACAUCUCAGUGUUAAGAAUUGAAUUGUUUUAAACUAGACACUCAAAAACACACAUGGUGAAAGCGUCAUUUCAAUCCAAUUGCAGCGCAUAUGAAUUCAUUGUAAUAUAUUACAUACUCCAGCAGUGUGUUUAAAGAUAUUGACCGCACUCAAUCAGUUUGCUUUUCUUUUUUGAUGAUACGUUGUCUUAUUGCUCACGGUCUCACAGCAAAUCGUCAUUAGCGCAGUCUUAUUCUGAAAGGAAUAAACACACAUUACAAGGACCUGUCUUUAUUGGGCGAGUUUUAAUUCCUUUUUGAACAAAUAAAUCGCGCUAAGAGCUUUGAGCACCGAGCCAUUUCUUCACCUGUGGUUUCCUUUGCCUAUUGUACAUUAUGAGCAGGCCCAGUCUGUAUUUGAUACCGCUUGUGAGAUUGAGGCUUCAUUCCUACCAAUGUGCUUUUAGCCUUACAGUGGAGAACGUGGACAUGGCCUUUAAUAAAACGGACAUUUCUGGAGUUCCGUUAUGAAAAUCGUGAAAAUGCUUGCACUGUGUGUAUAUACGCUGUACUGUACGGUUUUAUAUUUAGAAAAAAACAACAACAAACAAAUGCAUACACAUUACAGUAUGUAUUAGAACACCUCAAGAUGUGUCAUUGAUAUCCUUUAUAUACCCACCUGCAUGAAAACCUCUGGGUGUGAGAAUUUCAAUUACCGUUCAGUAUUCAGUGAUAUAGAAACAAUAGGCACUCAUGUGUGAAAAUGUUAGACCACUUUGUACUUUAAUUAGGCAUCUUAAUAAACUUCUAAAAAAAGUCUCAUGCUUUUUACCA